This is a messenger RNA of Homarus americanus (American lobster), 6355 nucleotides long. It is a transcript of the gene Oseg2, whose product is annotated as intraflagellar transport protein 172 homolog. The record is from RefSeq and is a predicted model, not a curated record. Gene Ontology annotation, biological process: intraciliary transport. The coding region runs from base 153 to 5417 and encodes 1754 amino acids. Gene Ontology annotation, molecular function: protein binding. Lineage: Eukaryota; Metazoa; Arthropoda; Malacostraca; Decapoda; Nephropidae. The transcript is spliced from 32 exons. Gene Ontology annotation, cellular component: ciliary basal body; intraciliary transport particle B; axoneme.
GCUCGGUGUAUCGGUGCCGGCUCCAGGCUCGGUCUCACAUCAACAAUCAACAUUCCAUCCACAAAAAUUUGACAGUGAAGAUGUGUGAGCGACGCUCCUUGGGUCCUGUCACUGACGUUUAAUGGUGUGACUUUGAGUACUCGGCUGCGAAAAUGAACAUCAAACACCUAAUGAAUAUUUUGCCACCGCAGGAUGGUGCAGCAAAGAUCACAGCAUUAGCUUGGUCGCCGAACAACGUGAAGUUAGCAGUGUCUACAGCAGAACGAGUUAUUCUACUGUUUGAUGAAAAUGGAGAACGCAGAGACAAAUUUUCCACUAAACCAGCUGAUGCUAAGUAUGGCAAGAAAAGUUAUCUGGUUAAGGCUAUAGCUUUCUCCCCAGACAGCACUAAGAUAGCAAUUGGUCAAACAGACAACAUAAUUUAUGUCUAUAAGAUUGGAGAAGAUUGGGGAGAAAAGAAAGUGAUUUGCAAUAAAUUUGUACAAUCAUCACAAGUAACUUGCCUCACUUGGCCAUUUGAGGGACCAAUUAUCUUCGGCUUGCUUGAAGGAAAAGUGCGUGCAGCUAACAUAAAGACCAACAAAUCACAAACUCUCUACCAAACAGAAUCUUAUGUUGUAUCACUGACUCCUAACUUGCGAGGUACUGCAUUUCUUGCUGGGCAUGCUGAUGGAGCAGUAGUGCGGUACUAUGUAGCUGAUGAUCAGUAUGCUGAGCCACAGGGCAAGAUAAUAUCCCAUCCUGUACCUCCUUAUGCUAUGGCAUGGACCAACAAUAACAUCAUCAUAGCUGGAUGUGACAAACGCAUCGUAAUGUACACUAAAAAUGGGAAAAUUAACCAGCAGUUUGACUACAGCAGAGACUUAACUGAAUGUGAAUUUUCAACUGCAGUUACAAGUCCCAGUGGUCAGGCUCUUGUCAUUGGUAGUUAUGACAGGUUACGUAUCUUUGACUACAACACGUCAAGAGGAAUGUGGGAUGAAAAGGCCACCCGUGAGUUUGAGGGAUUCUACACAAUUACUGCACUAGCUUGGAAGAGAGAUGGAUCCAGACUGGUGUGUGGGACACUGUGUGGUGCAGUUGAACUCUUUGAUUCUGUGCUACGGAGAUCUGUGUGGAAGAAUAAGUGGGAGAUGACUUAUGUUGGACCUUCACAAGUAUUGGUCAAACCUAUAGCUGGGUCAGGUCCUUUUGGCAGCCGUGGAGUUAUCCUUAGAUCACAGUAUGGUUUUGAAAUCCAUGAUGUUCGUAUAAUGGGCAAAGAUCGCUACCUUGUUGCCCGUACCAAUGAAACCUUGCUGUUGGGUGACCUACACAGAAAUUUACUGAGUGAAGUCCACUGGGCUGUAGAACCAGGAACAGAAAAGUUCUACUUCAAUAAUGAGAAUGUCUGUAUGAUCUUCAAUGCUGGGGAGCUUUCAUUGGUGGAAUAUGGCAAUAAUGACCUGCUUGGAUCUGUCAGGACUGAGUUCAUGAACCCUCAUCUCACCAGUGUUCGACUGAAUGAACGCCGCCAAAGAGGCAUAGAUGACAACAAAAAGAUGGCUUAUUUAUUAGAUCUUAAAACAAUAUGUCUUGUGGAUUUGACUUAUGGCCUGACUAUGGGACAAGUAACUCAUGAUUCACGUAUUGAUUGGCUAGAGUUAAAUGAAACAGGUUCUCAACUGUUAUUCCGAGAUAAGAGGCAAAGGCUGAUGCUAAUUAGUGUUGGAACAUUACAGAAGACGACAAUUCUUAACUACUCAACGUUUGUACAGUGGGUUCCAGGUAGUGAUGUAGUGGUAGCCCAAAGCCGUGAACAAUUAUGUGUUUGGUAUAACAUCGACACUCCUGAACGAGUCACUACUUUCCAAAUAAAAGGAGAAGUCGUGGAUGUAGAGAGAGCUGAUGGAAGAACAGAGGUUAUUGUACAAGAUGGUGUCCAAGAAUUAUCAUAUGCCUUGGAUGAAGGGUUGAUCGAGUUUGGAACUGCUGUGGACGAUGGGGAAUUCUUACGGGCCAUGAAUUAUCUUGAGACACUACCUCUCACUGCUGAAGCUGAAAUGAUGUGGCGCACACUUGCUCGACUGACACUAGAGGGACGUCAUAUUUACAUUGCUGAACGUUGUUUUGCAGCACUUGGUGAUGUCUCCAAGGUUCGAUACCUUCAAGGAAUCAACCAAAUUAGGCAAGAGUAUCAGGAGACCAGAGGUGAGGAUGGAAUUCAAGAAUAUGAAGUACAAGCUCGUUUAGCAAUCUUGGACAAACAGUUCAAGACAGCUGAAAGCAUCUACUUGGACUACAAUAACCUUGAAAAAGCCAUGAAGAUGUACCAAGAUCUACAUAAAUGGGAUGAAGCUGUCCAACUAGCUGAAGUGAAGGGCCAUCCAGAGGUUGAAUCACUACGCCGUGCACACACACAGUGGCUCUUAGACACACACCAGGAAGAGAAAGCUGGUCAGCUUAAAGAAGAAGAGGGAGACUACUUGGCAGCUAUUAAUAUGUAUCUCAAAGCUGGAAUGCCUGCUAAAGCUUCUAGAUUAGCUACAAGUGUUGAUGAACUACGUGAAGAUCCAGAACUUAUAACACGGAUUGCCACAGCUCUACUCAAAGCUGAAUUGUAUGAGCAGGGUGGAGAAUUAUAUGAAAAAGUUGGCCAGACCCAAAAGGCCCUGGACAGUUAUCGUAAAGGUCAUUGUUUUUCUCGAGCGGUGGAAUUAGCAAGAUAUGCUUUCCCUACAGAUGUUAUCCAAAUGGAGGAAGAAUGGGGAGACCAACUUGUGGCCAACAAACAGGCAGAUGCAGCAAUCAGUCACUAUGUAGAAGCUGGACGCAAUGUGAAGGCCCUGGAUGCUGCUAUAAUUGCUAGACAGUGGAAAAAAGCUAUACAGAUCAUAGAGGUCAUAGAUGAUGAUGAAGCUUUACAACCACACUUGAUGAAGUUGGCCCAGCAUUUUACUUCAUUGAAUGACCUAAUACGAGCAGAGAAGUUCUAUAUUAAGGGUGGGAUGUACAAUGAAGCAAUUACAAUGUAUAACCAGGCUGGUGAAUGGGAACGUGCCCAUCAACUUGCAAGUAAAUACAUGGGUGCUGACAAGGUAACUGUUAUGUAUGUAAAACAAGCACAGGUGUUAGAAAGCCAAGGCAAAUUUAAAGAAGCUGAAAAACUGUACAUCUCUGUCCAUGAACCAGACCUUGCCAUUACUAUGUAUAAGAAGCAGCGCCAGUUUGAUCAGAUGAUGCGGUUAGUGAAGGAGUAUCAUACAGAUUUGGUACAGUCUACGCACCUUCACUUAGCUGGCCAACUGGAACAAGAGAGUAACUAUCAUGACGCAGAGAAGCACUAUAUAGCUGCCGACGAUUGGAAGGCCGCAGUGAACAUGUAUCGUGGUGUGGAUAUGUGGGAAGAUGCAUAUAGAGUAGCCAAACAAGAGGGAGGAGCCAAUGCUGGAAAACAAGUGGCAUUCUUGUGGGCAAGGACUCUUCGAGGUGAUGCUGCUGUGAAACUGCUCAAUAAAUUUGGACUACUUGAACAGUGUAUUGACUAUGCUUGUGAAAGCAUGCAGUUCGAAUUUGCCUUUGAGUUAGCACGUAUUGCCAUGAAAAACAAGGUACCUGAUAUUCACUACAAAUGUGCCAUGGCUCUGGAAGAUGAUGGAAAAUAUGGUGAAGCAGAAUCAGAGUUUAUCCAAGCUGUCAAACCUAAGGAAGCUGUAUUGAUGUAUGUCCAUGCACAAGACUGGGAGAGUGCACAAAGAGUUGCUGAGGCUCAUGACCCAGAUUCUGUUGGUGAUGUUCUGGUGGGCCAAGCCAAGGUGGCCUUCUCAGACAGGGAUUACCCUCGGGCAGAGGCACUUCUGCUCAGGGCUCAGAGGCCAGAGUUAGCAGUAAAGUUUUACAGGGAUAGCAACCAGUGGACUGAAGCAUUAAGAGUGUGUAAAGAAUAUCUUCCACAUAAGCUCAGUGCACUUCAAGAUGAAUAUGAUAGAACAGUGCUUAGUCGAGGAUCACAAGAUGCAAACAGUCUUAUGAACCAAGGACGUCAGUGGGAAGAAUCUGGAGAAUAUGCUCGAGCAGUGGACUGUUACAUGAAGGUGACACCAAACAUGACCAAUGAUGUGAUGCUGUUGGAAAAAGCAUGGAGCAAGGCUGGAGAAUUGGCAGUCAAGUUUCUACCAAAUGAGAAAGCUAAUGAUGUAUCCCGAUUACUUGGUCCCCGAUUAUUAGAAAUCAAGCGUUAUUUAGCUGCUGCACAGCUGUUUCUUGCUGGUGAUCUAAUAAAGGAGGCCAUCGAUGCAUUCAUUAAAGGACAGGAAUGGAGCAAGGCAAAGAAAGUAGCAAGAGAAUUAGAACCUCGGUAUGAAUCCUAUGUUGAUUCUGCAUAUAAAGACUUCUUAAAGAAUGAGGGAAAAGCUGAAGCUCUUGCUGAUGUGGACUUGACUGGAGCCUUAGAUAUGUAUGUUGAGGCUGGGCAGUGGACCCGAGCUCUGGAAACUGCUGCCUCGCAUGGCCCACAGCUUUUACAUAAAUAUCUAGCAAAAAAUGCCACAAAUCUCAUAAAGGAUGGCCAAGCUGUUGAAGCCCUGGGUUUGUACAAGCAAUAUGGAGCACCAGCUUUUUCACAAAACUAUAACAUAUACCGACGUGUAGCUCUUGACCUAAUGAGCAUGCAUGAACUGUGUUCAGGGCAAGCCUAUCGCACCUGGGCAGAUCUGCGGGACCUUCUUCUGUCACUGGUAGAUAACCUUAGGCAACAUGAAGAUAUAGAAGGUGUCAUGAAUGAAUUUGAGCUGUUGUUACUUCAAGCACAUUAUCUGGCUGCACGGUCUGCUUAUAUGGCCACACCACAGCUGGAGAAAUUAGUGGCUAAAGUGUCAGUUUCUUUACUACGUCAUACUGACAUUAUACCAGCAGAUAAAGCCUUCUAUGAAGCAGGAAUGGCUUGUAAGGAGGUAGGAUGGAAGAACAUGGCAUUUGUAUUCUUGAAUCGUUUUUUGGACUUAUGUGAGGCCAUUGAGGAAGGGUCAUUAGACUCUCUUGAUCAUACAGACUUCAUAGACACAGAUAUUCCAUACGAGAUUCCACUACCACUCACUCUGACAAUACCUGAAUCUCUGAGGGAAGAGGCUAAAGAAUGGGUGCUGGCAGUAUCAAUGGAUCAGCAAGUGGAACAGGUUCUUCCCGUGGAUGAGCGUAUGACUUAUGAAGCUUCUCUUGUGGAUGCAAGUAACACCACCUACCCUCCCUGUGUUAUCUCAGGCUAUCCUGUCAUCCGGAAUCGCCUUGAUCUCAAGCGUGGGCAAGCUGCUAACAAGGAGGACUGGAACAAACUAAUCAUGGCCACCAAGAUGUCAAGUUCCCAUGAAUGUCAGGAUGUACUCAAGUUUAUAACUGCUUGGUGUGGAGGUCUUCCCAGUAUGGGAUACAAUUUCCAGUAACACACACAGCAAAUUUAGUCUUAAUACACGUUAUUCUGGUAAAUCUUCAUAUGAAGAGAUUAGCGACAUGAAUGAAUUGGUUUUAGGAAAAUUUACUACGAGAUAUUUUGCCUCUAUAUAGUUCACACCAGAAUUGCCUAAGUGCAGAAUUAUCGUAUGAUGUGUCGAAUAUUUAAGUGCGGGAAACCAAGUGUGCCGAGUCACAGACUGCACUCUGCAUGAAUACAGAAUAAAUUCUGCAUUUUAAAAUUUUUGGGGAGGUUAAAUUUUCCAUAUUAAUGUAGUCACAGCUUAGAGCUGUGAAAGGUCUUUGUAGAACAUUUUUGGUAGUUUCUUGUCAGAAAAUAAACAGAUUUUCCCUUAGUGAUGAAACUUUGAACCUUUUCUCAUUUUUUAGUGUUUCAUAAGCUCUAGAUCCACACUCUCGAGACAUAUUACUUGCAUUGUCCGAUUUAGCAUGUAGCUUUCCACGAAUAUUUACAAAGCAUAAAGGAUCCAUAACAACUUUUUAAAGCACUAUAUAUUCUUCAAGAUGAAGAAGACAGGCCAUGCUUCAACACUUUAUUGUGUUUGAUCUUGCUGUUCUGUCUUUGCCAAUUUCAAGUGCUAAGGCUGAAAGAUUAACAUAUCCCAACCUCAUAUAUAAUGAGCAACAAAACCUUGACGUCACUAAUUAUCAACUCAGAAAUGCUGAAAGAGGAGGAUUGUUGUGCAAAAUUUACACCAUAUGAUGCUUUGAUUAAUGGAGUGAGAGGCACACAAGGAUAGAGUCUUGAAGAUAUGAUAUAAUUUGUUUGAGUGUAAAUUUUUAUAAAUGUAUUAAUUUUUUUAAGUUCCUAUGUAUUUUUGCUAUAUACAGUAAUGAGAUUACUGUAUUUGGAAAUGCAUUUAUUUAUUUCACAUAUCUAUAUUAUCUCUUAUUAAAAUGUACCAGGAUA